CAAAAUGGACUACAACUGUUACUCACGAAUAAUAAACAAUCGUUGAGAAAUUGUGAGUUCUACCUUUUAAGUUGUUUAUUUUUUUUACUAAUUAAAUCUAUAAUGACAUACAUUCGUUCUUUUACAUGUAACGAUUUGUUUCAUUUCAACAAUGUGAAUUUAGAUCCUUUGACAGAGACAUAUGGACUUUCAUUCUAUUUACAAUACUUAGCUCAUUGGCCUGAAUAUUUUCAAGUUGCUGAAUCCCCAAAUGGAAACAUCAUGGGUUAUAUUAUGGGGAAGGCUGAAGGUCAUGGGGAAAACUGGCAUGGGCACGUAACCGCCCUGUCAGUCGCACCUGAAUACAGAAGAUUGGGACUAGCAGCUUCUCUCAUGGCGUCCCUCGAAGAUAUCUCCGAAAAGAAAAAGGCUUAUUUUGUGGAUCUCUUCGUUCGAGUGUCUAAUAAAGUAGCUGUAGAUAUGUACAAGCAACUUGGUUACAGUGUUUAUAGAAGAGUGUUAGAAUAUUAUUCGGGAGAUCCUGAUGAAGAUGCUUUUGAUAUGCGAAAAGCCUUGUCUAGAGAUGUAAAUAAGAAAUCUAUCGUUCCUCAGACACAUCCUGUGAGACCUGAAGACAUAGAAUGAAGUUAAUUUUUUUCCCUUGCUGCUCCAUUACUCAUGUCAUAGUUUGUAUCAAACUAUUCUAAUGCAGCUUUUCAAAAGUAUAUCAAUUACUCAAACUGCAAUAAAAAUGAAUUGAUAAA
Messenger RNA from Parasteatoda tepidariorum (common house spider), 743 nucleotides. RefSeq names its product N-alpha-acetyltransferase 20 A (gene Naa20A). Gene Ontology annotation, molecular function: protein-N-terminal amino-acid acetyltransferase activity. The record is from RefSeq and is a predicted model, not a curated record. Lineage: Eukaryota; Metazoa; Arthropoda; Arachnida; Araneae; Theridiidae. Gene Ontology annotation, cellular component: NatB complex. Gene Ontology annotation, biological process: N-terminal peptidyl-methionine acetylation.